Cuscuta campestris is the source of this 983-nucleotide messenger RNA. The record is from the annotation of a GenBank genome assembly. NCBI's taxonomy places the organism in Eukaryota, Viridiplantae, Streptophyta, Magnoliopsida, Solanales, Convolvulaceae.
ACUAAAGGAAGAUCUCUUGCUGCUCAACCGCCAAAGAGAUGUGGGACAAGCUUGAGGUAAUGCAUGAAGGUACGGAUCAGGUACAUGAAGCAAAAAUAUACUUUCUCACCCAAGAAUAUGAGAUGUUCAAGAUGAAGGAAGGUAAGAAGAUCGAUGAUAUGUUCUAUCUCUUCUCUAAGAUCAUCAACGAUCUUCAUGCGUUGAAGAAAAGCUAUUCCAACAAGGAUCUAGUGACGAAGAUCCUGUGAAGCUUGACUCUCGAAUGGCGCUAAAAGUCCGAUGCCAUCUAGAGUCAAUCGGCAUUUCCAAUGUCACCAUCGAUGGACUAAGAGAUAUUCUCAAAACUUACAAAUCUACUAUACUUAACCCGUCUUUGGAUGAACAAAGGAAAAAGGGGAUAGCACUCAAAGCCAUCAAGGAAUCGGUGGAAGGAGAAUCAAGCGAUGAGGAUAAUGAGUUCGGGCUUGUUAUCACAAAAUUCCACAAAUUCAUGAGGAAAGAAUUUCAGCACAAAGGGAAGAAGCAAGAUGGUCCCCCGAAGUGCUAUGGUUGUGGCGACAUUGGCCAUAUCAAGCCAAGAUGUGCAAAAGCCAAGAACGGCAAGGACAAACACAAGUUCAAGAAGCAAAGAGCCUACAUUUCUUGGGGUGGUGAUUUCGGUGAUGAGUCAACCGACCAAGAGGAAGAUGAGGCUGCAAAUCAUUGCCUCAUGGCACAUGAAGAAGCAAACAACGACGUGCAAGAGAUUCAGAUAUGGACUUGGAUAAACUUGAUGAGAGUGUUCUUCAAUGGAGCGGCGCUAGGAGACGAUCUCUUGUUUUAGGAACGGGUUACAAAUGUGAGAAAAUCAGAGGUCUAAACGGAUGCGUGAUUUGAAUUUCUGGCGUGCGGCUAAAUGUGAGAAAGGAGAAGGUUUCUCAUUUGGAAAAGGAUACACAAAUGGGCUGGGCUUACAAACUUUUAAAUAAAAUACAAAGUAUAUU